CAAAAAGUUCGUGCAUUCGUAAAGUUCCUGAAACUUCGAUUGUUGAAGUAUAUUAAAAAAAAUUCAAAAUUAUUUUUACUUCACAUACAAAAAUAACGAAAUUCCCUAAAUAAAUACUAUUUAAAUGCUAGUACAGUUGGAAUAUUGAAAAUUGCAUCAGCUGCCAAGUCGAGAGAGAGCUAGAACAUUCUCGAACGCAUUGUCAUUUCGUAUAAAAGACGGCCAACAUCUUGUGCUCUCUACAUUUGAACAAAAUACGUCAAAGUGAGCGGAACUACCGUAAAACAGUGGCAAAAGAGAGAAUUUCACAAGUAACCGAAGUUAUUACAAAAUAUUAAGAAAGAUGCGUUCGUUACCUAUGUUUGUACGUAUGGUUGAGGAGCUGACCAGGAUGCCUCGUGUGUCGCCAUUCCAGACCUUCUUCCACGAGCCGCCCAUGUGGACCGGAUUGACUGUGCCUCGCAACUGGCAGCAAAUAGCGCGCAGUCAAGAGCAGCAGUUUGCAUCAGGUGCUACAAUUGGCAAGCAGGGCUAUCAGGUGUGUCUGGACGUCAGCGAAUUCAAGCCCAACGAGCUGACUGUUAAGACGGUGAAUAACAGCGUCGUCAUCGAGGGCAAGUCUGAGCAAGAGGAGGAUGCACAGGGUAGCUACCAUUCCCGUCACUUUUUGCGUCGCUUCACUCUGCCCGAAGGCUACGAGGCGGAUAAAACUACUUCCAGCCUAAGCAGCGAUGGUGUCCUCACCAUCAGUGUACCCAAUCCGCCAGCUGUUGAGGCAGCACUCCAGGAACGCGUCGUACCCAUACAACAAACCGGGCCAGCAGAGCUGAAUGUGAAGCCAAAUCCUCCAUUGGAGCAACCUGAUGAGAAAGAGAAGGGACAAUGAAUCCUCAACUAUAAAAUUUAGGCUCUCAAUAGUUUUACAACUAGCAUAUGUAAAAAUAAUACAAUAAACAUAAACAAAACCGAAUACACUUUCGUUUUACU
This is a messenger RNA of Drosophila hydei, 987 nucleotides long. RefSeq names its product heat shock protein 22. Gene Ontology annotation, molecular function: protein folding chaperone. Gene Ontology annotation, biological process: response to heat; protein refolding. Lineage: Eukaryota; Metazoa; Arthropoda; Insecta; Diptera; Drosophilidae. The record is from RefSeq and is a predicted model, not a curated record. The transcript has a single exon. Bases 344 to 886 code for a protein of 180 amino acids.